Spinacia oleracea (spinach) is the source of this 2392-nucleotide messenger RNA. Its product is annotated as protein MAIN-LIKE 2-like. Lineage: Eukaryota; Viridiplantae; Streptophyta; Magnoliopsida; Caryophyllales; Amaranthaceae. Gene Ontology annotation, biological process: meristem development; meristem maintenance. Bases 597 to 1856 code for a protein of 419 amino acids. The record is from RefSeq and is a predicted model, not a curated record. The transcript has 6 exons.
GGAUAGCCUAGGCGUUGAUGUAGAACUUGUAUACCUGCUUCGGCGUGGGUAGCCUAGGCGUUGGUGUAGGAACUUGAAUACCUGCUUCGGCGUGGGUAGCCUAGGCGUUGGUGUAGGAAUUUGUAUCUUGAACUAGAGGUCCACUGGGGAUUGUUGUUUUGAAUCUUUUGACUUUGUAUAGGCCAGCAUAGGAUAGCCCCCAGUUUAGAAUUUUGACACUUUGUAUGCUACUUGAUUUAGUAUGCCUCGUCACACUCGGAUGAAACUCGCUGAAUCAUCUGUGGUUCGAGCUGCCGAGGAAGACGCUUCGGAUGAUGAAGCGACUGCAAUAAAUGCGCCAGGUGGGGGUAUGGUUCCCCGAGAUGCUCCCGCUUUCCCUAGUACUGGUUGGAUCCCUUCUGACCUGGUGUUUUGGCCGGAUUGGCACUUGUCUCAGCGGCCUCGCGCUGGCAUGGUGAGUCUUGUACUGUGUUUUGGGUUUGUACUUUGUAAUUGUAUAGGUCUUGAGCUAACUCGUUCACCUUUAGGCCGAUGGAAAGCCGUUCCGUACUUAAAGUCUUCGUGCUGAUGCGGAGGCUAUGGAGAUUUGAUCGCAGAUGGGCCUGGCCGAUUUCUGGCGCACCAUGGGAGGUUCUCCGAGGAGAACGGGGAUUAAAAACCGUUUGUGGGCUUUGUUAGAGCGGUGGUGGGAUACCACCAACACUUUCCACAUGGCAUGGGGGGAUAUUACUAUCACCCCUCUUGAAUUUGCUAUGAUUACAGGUCUUCCUUUUUCUGAGAGGAACGUGACCUUUGAUUGUGAGCUGACGUGGCGCUCGGCCGCUGCCAAGGACUUGCUCGGCCCUGUUGUUGACUUGUCUGAUGAUGAUGCUCACGCUUCUGUGAAGGUGAUUGUGGAGGCUAUCUGCGGUGGGGGGGUGUCCGCGGAGCAGAGGGUUAGGCUUUUCCUCCUAGCCUUGGUGAGCAGAGUGAUGGCCCGGAGUAGGAAUAGUCGGGUGCACAUCAAAUUCUUGUCCGCUUUACGGGACUUGGGAGCUGUUUCGAGCUAUAACUGGGGUGGCUUGGCAUACAGCCACCUUUUGUACGAGAUGAAGCGAGCCUCCCAGACUGCACUAGGGAAUGACCCGAGCAUGGCUGCUCUUUGGAGCGUGCUGGAGAUUUGGAUCUAUGAGCACUUUCCGACUUUGGCGCUCGAGCGUACUAGAGAUGCGGCUUACCCGUAUGUUGCCUCUUGGAUAGGAGCGGUGCGCGUUGGUGCGUCUCUGGCGGCUUCUCGCAGGGCUUGGAGAGUUCUAUCCGCUGAAGAUGUGGUAUGGCGUCCUUUCGUCAACGCGGUUGUACCUGUCUCGGCUGCUCGUGCCCAUUUCCUGUCUGGGCGGCGGGUUUUGCUUCCAGGGGUGUACCGCCAUAUGUGGUAUCUGGGGGAGCGAGUGUCCCUUCAACACCAUUCAGGUGAUAGGCUUGUCCCCAAGGAUCCACUGGAGUCCAUGCUGGCUCUGGAUGAAGAUCUUGCCCGGCUCUAUGCGGAGGCUAGGGGCGAGGCUGUUUGCCGCUCUUGGAGGGAGUUUGUACACAGGAAGGGGAGCUAUGACGACUUCCUGAGGAGGCUGGCUCCACCAGUACGCUUCGUACUGCCGGAGGAGGAGGUUGAUCCUGAGGACAUUCCUCGUGCUGAUAGGAUCCUCCGCUAUGAGAACUCGGAUGGGGAAGAGGUGGUGGAGACCAUUCCUUGGGCUUCUCCUCCGCACCGGAAAUCAUAUGAUGAUGUACCUGAGCAUACGCCCCUGCGCCUCGGGCGAGAGUGCGUCGCUGGAUGCUCUUGCUUGAUUCUUGGAAGAGGCAGUGUGUCAAGCUGACCCGGUAGCUUUCUGGCCGGAACAAAGAGGAGUGCCGUCGAGACCGUAGACUCUAUGUUGACAGGGAGCAUCAGGCUGAGACGUCCUUGGGACAGGAGGGACCGAGCUUGGACCUGGGACAGGGGUCCUGUGCUGGUGCUCAUUAGAGGCAUUCUGAUGCUGAGCGGGGAGCUUCCCCUUUUGUACAUGUUGAUCCCACCAGGCAUUCAUUUGGAGGUGCUAGCGGUUCACGACCCUUUGUUCCUCCUUCCGGUUACUACUUUGGAGGAUGUGGUCCUCAGCCUUGGGGUGCAGGUUCAUGGGCUUGCUAUGCGGAGAUGGAGAGGAUGCGCCAGACACAGAUGUUUGGGUCGUACCCGUAUAUGCCGAUGCCGCCGCUUUAUCAGUAUUCCUCUUCUCAGGAGGGAGCUCAUCCCUCCACUAGCACACUUCGUAUCUCGGAGGAGGAUCCUAGUACCCCUGGGACGGAGCUGGAUCGGGAGCUGGAGUGCCUUAGGAGGCUAAACAGGACAAGGCGCUUGUGGUUGACGUCACCG